Closterium sp. Naga37s-1 is the source of this 10392-nucleotide messenger RNA. NCBI's taxonomy places the organism in Eukaryota, Viridiplantae, Streptophyta, Zygnematophyceae, Desmidiales, Closteriaceae. The record is from the annotation of a GenBank genome assembly.
AUGGGCGCGGGGAGCUUCCGCGCGUGCUUCUUUCCGCACAGCGGAAUGGUGGCGGGUGACUGGGACCCCGAGGACAUGGCGGAGCGCGCGGAGCGCAUUCACCGCCUGCGGAGCAGGCGGAUGAAGGGGGCAGGGGAAGGGGGGACGGCGGAGGAAGGGGCGGAAGAUGCGCAAGGGGAACUGGGGAGCGGGGAAGCUGGGGAAAGCUCCGGGAAAUCGCCGCGGAAGGGGGGAGUAAGACAAGGCAACAAGGACGAAGCAGACAGGAAAGAGCAGGGAAGAGCUGUUGGCGGUGGAGAUCCGAAUAGCGCGGAGGCUGAUAACGAGGAUGACCAAGGCAGCGACGAGGGCAUGGCGUUAGACGAUGAAAUCCGCGAGCCGAGCUCGUUGAUGGAAGCCAUUGCGAUCAGGCGGUCCCUGCAGCGAGUAAGGGAUGGAGAGGACGCAGGGAGGGUUGACGACGGCGAGAGGGGAGGAGAGGGGAUGGAAGGAGAGAGUGGGGGAGGUAACGGGGAGAGGGAUGGGCGUGAGGCAAGGGGAAAUGCGAUUCAGGGCUUGGGAAAUCACGGAGGGGAGCGAAAUGGGGAGGGUGUGGCUGAGGGGGGCCGAGAGGAGGUAUGGGGAAGGGAGGGAGGGAGGGAGAAGGAAAGGGGGGGGCAUGGUGAGGGGAUGGUGUGUGAGAGGAGGAGGAGCAAGAGCGGCAGUGGGAGUGUGAGGAGCAGUCUGUGUAGCAUAGAGGAAGUUGAGGGAGACACUGCUGAUUGUAGCACAGCUCUUUCCACUCAUUCUCGAUAUGUCUUUUCCAGCCACCCUGCUGCAAGUAGCGCAUCUGACACUAACGAGUUUGCAGUGGCGAAUGAUUCGGCACGCAUGAGCCUGGGAGUAAUCACGGGAGAUAAGGAAGGACAGGAAGGCAUGGAAAUGGAAGGGCAGGUGGGUUUGAAAGGGACGGAAGGGGUGGAAGGGGCGGGAGGGGCGGAAGGGGCGGAAGGGCAGGUGCGAGCUGGGGCAGGGCGUAUUGCAGGAGGGCGGUUCCCAGACAUGCCGACAGCAGGGCACAUGCGGGGGAGAGGAGGGAGCGAAGGAGCUGAGCUGGGUGGCUUUUCACCUGGCAGAUCUCCUGGCGUGUCGUCUGCGUUUUCACCUGGGCACCCGGCUUCGCCAACUCCUGCGUUUUCACCUGGGCACUCACCUUCCCUGACUCCUGCCCGAUCACCUCUCCGCCCUCCUCGCCCCUCUCGGUCAUCAUCCCUGUCAGAAGGGAGACUGGAGGUGAAACCAGAUAGUAGCGCAGGCAGCCCUGCUGCCGCUGCUGCUGUUGCUGCUGAUGUUGCUGCUGCUGCUGCUUCCUCACCUCCGCAUGCGCUCCCCCCAGAUACCCAUGGCCAAUCGAAGGCGUUCCCAACCUCAGCAUCAGCAUCGGCAUCAGCAUCGGCAUCAGCGUCAGCAUCGGCAUCGUUGUCACCAUCCAUGUCCCCAUCUCGCCUCCUCGCAGCCAUGCCGUCCCACCCCUCGCCAAACAUCCCCAUGUCAAAGUCUGGAUUUGAUCUCCCCCCUGCCGCCCACUCUUGGGCACCCGCCACCACCUCACACGCCUCCCCUCCUUCCUCCCGCUUCCACCUUGGUCCUUCCGUUACACAGCAACAACAGCAGCAGCAGCAGCAGCAGCAGCAGCAGCAGCAGCAGCAGCAGCAGCAGCAGCAGCAGCAGCAGCAGCAGCAGCAGCAGCACCACCAUCAUUCCAAGUCACUUUUUGAUGGGGCAGGUGCAAGUCUCGAUCCCAUGGCGACUGUAAAGAGGGUUCCCAGAGUCCCAGGGAGCAAAGGGGGGUGGAGGGAAGCUGCUGCUGCAGCAGGAGACGAUUUUGGGCUCGGAGCCUCGGGAGGUUCGGCAGGAGCAGGUUCGGCAGGGGGAGGCUCGGGGCUCCGAGGCUCGGUUUUGCACUCCCGGUCCUUCCGAGGAGGUUCGGCCGGUGCUGCGAUGGCAGCAGCUGCUGCAGCGGCGGCAGCGGCUGUAGCAGGUGGGGGUGGGGCAAUGGGUGCUAACAGCCCCUUGCUGCAGGCUAAGAGAAGACAGGCUGGAUCAAGUUCUAUGAGAGGGAAGAGUUUAGCAGCGUUGGAUUUUGAAAGGAUGCUGGCGAGUGGGGGAGGGGAGAGGAGAGGGGGCGGUGAUGGUGGUGUUGGUGGUGGUGGUGGCUUGGGUGGCGGCAUGGGAGGUGGGGAUGGAGAGGGGGAGGAUUCGGAGUGGGAAGGGCGAUUGGAGCUUGAAGAGUGGGAAAGGGCGAGUGGGAUCGGCGUGAGAGGGAUUGGAGAGAGGGCGGUUAGAGAGAGAGGGGUUGGAGUGAGGGAGGGUAAGGCAGGAGGUGCGGGGGUUGGGGAGGAGGAGGUUCGAAGGCCACCAGGGGGAGCAGUGUUACUUUUUGCAGAUGCUGCCAAUGCAGAUGCGAUUUGUGAGUUGACCCAAAAGGUUAGGGAGGGGGAAGAGGUUCGAAGGCCACCAGGGGGAGCAGUGUUGGUUGCUGUAGAUGCUGCCAAUGCGUGUCUCGAGGCGAAUCAGAGUUUGCCUGAAAGGGCGGAAAGUCAUGGUGCUGGGAGUUUGCAAGGGGGAGGGGGGAGCUUGCAAGUUGAAGGGGGGAAUCUGCAAGAGGAAGAGGGGAUUUGUGCAGAGCGUGCGCCUGCUGCUUGUGAGGGGAGUGCUAGUGGAGGACGAGAAGGGACUUCUUAUGAGGCGCCUCACAAGUCGUCGGCUGCGUGUGAGGGGAGCGCGAGUGGAAGCAGAGAGGGAGGCAGCGAGAGGCAAGGGGUUGUGGAGGAGGAAGAGGAUGAAAAGAGUAGGGAGAGAAGAGAGAGGAGGGAGAGGAGGGAGAGGAGGGAGAAGGAGAGGAAAGAAAGGAGAGAUGAAGACGGAGAGAAGAGGGUUGAUAAGGAAGCUGUGACUGCAGGGAUUCGAGGGGACGAGGGAGGAGCAGGACAGCAAGUGGGGGGAGUGAGGGAGGGAGAGGGGAGAUUGGUGGGAGGGGAAACGGAGAGGGACGGGGACAGGAGUGCGGCGGUGCGUGUAUUAAGUGCAGAGGCAGCCACCACUGAAGGUGGAGGAGAGGAAGCUGGACGGCUUGGAAAUCUCACAGAGGGUACUUCACCUCCUGCUGCUGCCCUGCCCGGUUUGCCUCGGGAUUUCACCAUGGCGGAUUUGGGCAAUUCUCCUGAGACGUCUCAACAGGGUGCUGCUGCUGCUGCUGCUGCUGCUGCUGCUGCUGCUGGCAUGCCCGGUUUGCCUCGAGAUCUUACCCUGGUAGAUCUGGGCAAGGCUUUUGAGACGGCCGAAAAGGGUGCUGCUGCUGCUGCUGCUAUGCCUGGUUUGCCUCGGGGUUUUGCAGAUCCAGUCGGGCCAGCAGAGUUAGCAGGGUCGCCAAGGUCAACAGGGUCAGCGCAGGUCAACAGUGCACAGGUCAGCAAAGGCCAUGUCAGCAGCGGACAGGUCAGCAGCGGACAGGUCAGCAGCGGACAGGUCAGCAGCGGCACGGACGAGUUUGACUUUUCAAGCCCUCUGCUUACAGUGCGCGUCCCAGUGCGACCCCUCUCCCCGCUCCCCACCCUAUCUAUCCCCGCAGCACCCCAUUCUGACCGCUCAGAACCUCUCUCUACCGCCCCAGGGCCUCUGUCUGGGCCCACGCAAGAUUUGCCUCUUGAAGGUGGCGAGGGAAAGGAGGAGAAACGAAGGGGGGAGGAGGAGAGAAGGGAAGAGCAGGGCGAAGGAGGGGUGGGGGAGGAGGAACGGAGAGGAGAAGGAAUCACGUUGCAUGGGAGGCCAGAGGUGGAAGGGGAGGAGGAGGAGGAGGAGGAGGAGGAGGGGAAGGGAAGGAAGGAGGAGGGGGUGGGUUCGCAGCUUGUGUUCAGAGGCAAGAGGAUCCGAGUGAGGGGCGAGCAGGAGCAGAGCGGUGCUCACAGUGGCGCGGAGGAGCAGACUAGUGAGGCGCCUCAAAAGCAAGGCGAGGAGGAGGAGCAGGGCGAGGAGCGGGAGCAGGGUGAGCAGGGCCACCAACCCAUGAAAGGCAGCCGCGACGACAAUCUAAAUCCCGCCCUCCAAGCCCAAGCCCCUCAACGUGAUCCCGCGCUGCCACCUCUCAAUGCGCUUCAGCAGCCCACCGCUCGCCCCACCAGCUCUGGUUUCCAGUUCCGCCCGCUCCUCCUCUCAGCCCCCUCAGACUCCCCAGGCCCCUCCGGCCCCUCGGGUUUCUCAGGCUUCUCAGGCUCCUCCCAGCGCUCUGCCCCCCCCACACCCUUCGGCUUCACCGGCACCAGCAGCAGCAGCAGCGGCGGCAACGGUGGCGGCGGCGGCGGCGGCGGCGCUGGUGGUUGUGCGGGUGUUAGAGAUGGGCCGUACUGGGAGCAUGGGGCUGCUGGUGGUGCUGCUGGGGGUGGCCCGGGUGCUGUUCUAACAGGGGGUGCAGCGGGGAGCAGCGGCUACUGGCAGGGUAGCCGGGAGUUUGGGCCGAUAGGGGCGGCUAGGGUGAGGGCCCAGCGGUGCAGGGAGCACUGGACGCUGCUCUUCAUGGAUCUGCUCGAUCUCAUGCUCAAACGGACGGCUGGAGAUGAGACUGUGGACGAUGAGGCGGAUCUGAUGGUGAAUCGGACGGCUGGGGAUGGAUGUGUGGGUGGGGAGGGUGGUGGUGGUGGUGGUGUUGGGUGGGGGCAUGAGGAGGAGGGGCGGUGGGAAGGGGGUCAGGAUGAGCGGGUGACUGAGGAUGUGUAUAAAGGGUAUAAGAAGGGUGACGAAGGGGGAGAGGGGCGAGAGGAGGUGUAUAGGGAAGGUGGGUUUAGUUUGGCUCGGAUGCGGCCAGAUAGCUUUGGUGGCAGCAGCGGCAGGCUCGGCAGCAGCAGCGGUAGGCUCGGGUCGAUGGUCCGAGCCUCGUCGUCAGCUGCGGCACACCGGGACUUUGAGUGGAUCUGCGAGAAAUUCCGAACCGCAACGGAGCUCUCUGAUAGGCUGAAAGAGCGCCACGUCAGCGAGGCGUUUACUGUAGCACUGGCCGUGUGGCUGAGGUUCUGGGAGCAGUGGGGGGAUGGGCCUCCGGAUUGGGCCGAGGAGGAGGAGGAUGAGGAUGAGGGGGAGGUUCUGCUGGAGGAAGGAGAGGAAGGAGAGGAAGGGGAGGAGGGGGAGGGGGAUGGGGAGGAGCAUAUGGAAAGAAUCCCUUCCGGUGCUUGGUUGAGUAGAGAAGGGAGGGGAGGGGGAGGGGGAGGAGGAGGGGGAGAAGGGGGAGGGGGAAGUAUAGGAAGGCAGAGGUCGCUGGGUUGGGUUGAUGAGGAUAGGACUGGGAUAGGCUCGCCCGAACCUUGGGCUCGUCGAGACAGCUUCGGGCGAGUGAGCCGAACCAACAGCGUCAACCGAACCAACAGCAUCAACCGAACCAGCAGCAUCAACCGAACCUUCAGCCGUACUAGCAGCCGCGGCGGUCUCACAACGGCCCGAGUGAACAGCAGAGGGAGCAGCCUCCGCGAGGGGGGGAGCAUGAGGGAGGGAGGGGGGCUGCUGCGCCUCUCCUCUACCAUCUCCUCCACUACUGCCCCUGAUAUAGCAGACCUAGCAGGGCUGGGAUUCGCACGCAUUCAAGACGAUCUGGCUGAAGCUGCUGGGAUGCUGGCAGGAGUGGCGCCCGGGUCUGCUUUUGAGUCGACUCAGAUCCUGGCAGGGGUGGGGCCGGGGUCUGGGAGACGGGAGGAGACGGGUGGCGGGGAUGAGGUGGGGAGCGGCGUAAUGUUAAGUGGGAGGGAGGAAGGGAAGGGGAAUGGGGGAAAGAGCGGUGGUGAGUUGGCAGGGCCUGCUUCCCGGCCCCAACGGUGGCUCAGCAUGGAAGCUGGUGCAGUUGUUGCUGCCGGUGCCUAUGGCGGUGGUAGUAGGGGCAGAGGGGCGGGGGAUCGUGAGGGGGACGAGGAGGAGGAGCAGGAGGGGGCGUAUGGGAAGGCGCUGACAACAGCAGCAGUGGAGGGGGGCAGUGGGCGCAUGGCUUAUGCAGGCGAUGGGAGGGGGCGAGGGGCGGGCAGAAGCAGAGGCGGGGAGGAGGGGGCGGGGAGGGGGGCAGAGGGGCGGCCUGUGUUGGCAGCACCUGCAGCAGCGGCGGCGGUGCGUGUGUUUGUGUGGGAUCCAGAGGGAAGCAUUCAGGAGCAGCUGGUUAACAUGGCUCUCUGCUCUGACCUGCGUGUUGUACCUUCUGUCUCUGCUCUCUCGUCUGUCCCUGCUGCUGCUGCUGCUGCCGUCUCUGCCAGUGCUGGUGAUGCUGCCGAUGCGGGUCACAACCGCACGCCCAGUAUGCAGUUAAUGCAGCAGCAGCAGAUGAUGCUUCUCCAGUUCAACCCAGAAGCAGACGAACCUCUUUCUCACAAGUCCACCGCUCUGCACCCCUCGCACCGACCCCCCAGCUCGAGCUUCGGCGCCACGUCCGGCAGAGGCUCGGAGGCUUCCGAGCCUGCGAGCGCGAUCAGCAGCAGCAACGGCACCAUCACCACCACCACCACUACCAGCAGGAGCAGCAGCAGCAGCAUCAGUGGGGGCAGCAGGUCAUGGGCGCCUUUACUGGGCGCGCAUCUGCCGGCCUGCCGGGCGUUUGUAGUUUCCUGCCUGUCUGCCGUCCUGACCGCCUGUAGCGAGCGGUCCGCUGCGGCUGUAGCGGCAUCUACACCUGCUGUGCAGCGGCUGAUGAUUUGGCAAGGAGGGGAGGGGGAGGGGCGGCUGGAGGAGGGUGAGGAAGGGGCAGAGGAGGAGGAGGAGGAGGAGGAGGGUGAGGGUGAGGAGGAGGGGAGGGAAGGCGGGGAGGAGGAGGAAGGGAUGGAGAGGCGAGGAGGGAGGAGGGGUGGGAGAGCUCUGAAUAAGGAGCAGCAGAGAAGGGGAUGGACCAUGCCGAGUCUGGCUGCUGGCGUGGCUACUUCUGGUGCUGCUGCUUCCGCUCCUCCCGCCCGCAUCCCAGGAACCUCACCAGUCCCAACCCCUUCCAACCGCUCUCCAGCUCAUCCCAACCGCCCUCCCUCCCGCUCCCGUUCCCACUCCCCACUCACCCACUCCCCACUCUCCCACUCCCCACUCUCCUCCACCCACACCCCGCGUAGACCCCAGGUCUGGGAACCCAUGUCUCUAGCAGCUAUGGCGGAGGUAGCACUAGCAGAAGGGCUUGCAGCUGCCACACACUCGAGCCUGGAGGAACGGUGCGAGGAGCAGGAUCGGCUGUACCUGCAGCUCAGCCUCGGCCCGGGCCUGCUGGGAAUGACCCUGGCGGCGACCAUGAGGGAACUUGAGCAUAUACACCCGGAUGACAGCAUGGCAAUUGCGAGUCUAGCCCAGGAAUUAGGGUUAGACGAGGCGGCGUUUCACGCUGCACUGAGGGCGGUUUCCAGUGGGAGGCUGAAGGCUGCUGGGUUCGAUCGGGUGAUUGGAAUGGUGUUUACAGGCAGAGGGGUUGAGUCGGUUACAAUGCGGUUUGCUCGGCUGGCUGCUGCGGUGAAAACGGCUCAGUUCUGGGGGUCGGGGGGGCCUGGUUCGGGAGAGGGGCCACACCAGUCGCCCCUCUCCUCUCCUAAUACAGGGGGGAGGAGCACUGGGGGGGCAAUGCAAGGGGGGAGGAGCGCAGGAGCAAGCAGUAGUAGAGGUGGGGGGACAGGCUCAGAUGCUGCCGCCAAAGCGGAUCCAAAUAUUACCUCCCCUAGAGCAGCAGCAGCAGCAGCAGCCAAAGCUGCCGCCUCCGAUCCUCUAUCCCCCUCUUCCACUUCCUCUCCUGCUCUCUCUGCUUCCACUGCUCCCUCGGCCUCCCCCUCCCCAUCCCUCUCCGCCGCUGCUCCUGGCUGGGCUGCUGCUGCCUUUGCUGUUGCCUCUAGCUGGGGUUCUGCUCUUGCCUCCCAGGCUAGUUCCGGAGCUGCAGCCGCGGCAGCAGGUUCGGGAAAAGGCUCGGCGGCGGGGUCGGUGGGUGGGUUGUUGUCGGCUGGCAGCAGAGCAAGUGCUCCUGGGGCUGGUGCUGGCUCAGGUGGUGCUUCAGGUGGUUCUUCAGGUGGUGCCUCAGGUGGUCCUUCAGGUGAUGCUUCAGGUGGUUCUUCAGGUGCCGGCAGUCAUACUGAUGCUCCUGCUUCCAGUGCUGGUGGUAGUGGUGUCGAACUGCUAAUACGGGAGGGGAGGAGGCGGGGAGGGAGCGAAGGGGAGGUGGGAGCGUGGCUGAGCGAAGGGGGAGCAGCAGAGGAGGGGCGGGAGGACGGGGAGGCGUUAUCUGGCACAGGUAGAUCCAAGCCAGGGCACACCCGGGGCAGGAGCGACAUUCCCACGUUGUGGCUGGGCGGAGGGAGAGGCAUCAGUGGGAGUGACGCCCUUACUUCCCCUUCUGCUGCUGCUGCCGCUGCUGCUAAUGCUGCAGCAGCAGGAGGAGGGGCGAGGGGGUGGGCUGGAGGUUUCUUCACCACCCCACGUGGGAGCCCAAGAGCUGGUAGUGGUGGUGGUGCAGGGGAUGGGGGGGGAGCUGCCGGCACGGGCCUGGGCGGGUCGAUGGGAGCAGGAGGUUUAGGUGGGGGAAUGAGUGGGGCGAUGGGAGGAGGGGGAGUGGGGCAAAUCACGGGCAGUGGCACGGGUAGCAAUAGCAAGCAGUCGAGUGCGGUGUUCCUGACUCCGCGCACCUCUCAGCAGAACUCGUAUGUGGCGGAGUUUGUGGAUGCCAUGCUGAGGAGCGAGGUGAUGCGGAGGCAGCACGCGUGGGCGUACGAGCUGCUGCUCAACUUCUUGAGGAUCAACAGCCGAGGAGCGCCCAUGGAGGAGAGGGAACUCAACCUCUGCGCUCAGCAGAACUCGUAUGUGGCGGAGUUUGUGGAUGCCAUGCUGAGGAGCGAGGUGAUGCGGAGGCAGCACGCGUGGGCGUACGAGCUGCUGCUCAACUUCUUGAGGAUCAACAGCCGAGGAGCGCCCAUGGAGGAGAGGGAACUCAACCUCUGCGCUCAGCAGAACUCGUAUGUGGCGGAGUUUGUGGAUGCCAUGCUGAGGAGCGAGGUGAUGCGGAGGCAGCACGCGUGGGCGUACGAGCUGCUGCUCAACUUCUUGAGGAUCAACAGCCGAGGAGCGCCCAUGGAGGAGAGGGAACUCAACCUCUGCGCUCAGCAGAACUCGUAUGUGGCGGAGUUUGUGGAUGCCAUGUUAAGGAGCGAGGUGAUGCGGAGGCAGCACGCGUGGGCGUAUGAGCUGCUGCUCAACUUCCUCAGGAUCAAUAGCCGAGGAGCGCCGAUGGAGGAAAGAGAGCUGAAUCUCUGCGCUCAGGUGUGUGAUGUGAUGGAUGGGAUGUGGUGUGAUGUGGGGCUAGGGCUGGUGCUGGGGGUGGGUGGUUGGGAAGGCGUGGCAGCACGCGUGGGCGUGCUGCUCACCAAGUGGCUGGGCGAGGGCGAGGUGGGGGAGAUGGAGGAGAGGGCAGUUCACAAGAUUGAGGGAAUGGACGACCCGGGGGUGCAGGUGCUGCUCACCAAGUGGUUGGGCGAGGGGGAAGUGGAGGACAUGGAGGAGAGGGCAGUGCACAAGAUAGAGGGAAUGGACGAUCCGGGGGUGCAGGUGGGGUGGCCCAUGUGGGUGCGCGUGGGGCGCCUCGUGGAGCGCCAGUACGACCUGCCCCGCCUGCUGCGCGCCAUGCAGAGCCUCUCCAUCUGGUUCAACUACGAUGAACUGGAGGAGGACGGCACGUGCAGCAGCGCCACCGUCUCAUCUGUCUUUGACUGGGGCCUGGCCGGCCUGCUACAGGACCUGCCGCCCGGAGACGACGCCGCCCAGUCGCUGCUGGACGUCCUGGACCCAGAAGAUGACGAAUGGAUCGACGUCUCGCUGGCCGUUGCCGCCCGGAUGGCGCUGCCGACCGGCAACUGGUGGCCCGUGCAGGGCGGCGGAGGGGUGGCGGGGUUUGUCGCCAAGCUGCUGUCACUGAUAGAAGAAUGUGGUGAACCCUCACCUCAGCAGCAGAGCAGGGCGGUGCAGGUGGCUCUGAGGCUUUGGAGCUGGGCCAUGCCUAAGAGGGAGCAGCUGCAGGAGCAGUGCGAGGAAUCGGAGGGCAGUGCAGGUGGCAUUGAGGCUGUGGGGCUGGGCCAUGCCCAAGAGGGAGCAGCUGCAGGAGCAGUGCGAGCAUAUGAGGAAUCGGAGGGCAGUGCAGGUGGCAUUGAGGCUGUGGGGCUGGGCCAUGCCCAAGAGGGAGCAGCUGCAGGAGCAGUGCGAGCAUAUGAGGAGUCGGAGGGCAGUGCAGGUGGCAUUGAGGCUGUGGGGCUGGGCCAUGCCCAAGAGGGAGCAGCUGCAGGAGCAAUGCGAGACGGAGGAGGAGCUGAUGGAGGUGUGGCAGCGCUCUGCCUCGGCCAUCUGGCGCUCCGUGGCGUGUGGAGGUAUGGGGCUGGUGGUUAA